Molecule: messenger RNA, 2200 nt
Organism: Pocillopora meandrina
Lineage: Eukaryota; Metazoa; Cnidaria; Anthozoa; Scleractinia; Pocilloporidae
Source: the annotation of a GenBank genome assembly
AUGUCUGUAAUCAGUUGGAUCAAAAUUUCGCUGUUUAGCGGAAAAUUUAUUCAAUUUGCAACCAUGAGUUCAAGUGACAGCUCAGCUUCUGAUUUGUACAAUGUGUUAUUCAUUGCGACAGCUGGGUAAAUCUGAGUUGAAAGAAGACUUUUUUUUUUUUAAACCCAUCCUUUAUUGCUAGAAAAUAAGAAGAGUUGGAAAGGCAGUGAAAGAAAUUUUCAAACUUGACUAGUUUGAAUUCUUUCAGUUUCGAUUACUAGCGCUCUUUGUGAAAACCGACUUAUGACAUCGUUUACAGAAUAACUUGCCUCGAGUUCCGGAUACAAAAGCAACUACUUAUGAUGUAAAUUAAAGGUAAAAUAAACUAACAUAAAGAAAACGUACGUUUAAUUUUCUGUCUCGGGAUAGAUUCAUAAGUUCAGAUCUAUCUAUCUCAACUCCUAAAUGAGAGUGAAACAAGUUCUCAUCUCGGAAAAAGUUUCCCUAUCAAAAAAUAACAUGAAUAGUGGAGUUUAACCACAAUAAUGUUCGUUAAUGAAAAACACUCUUGAAAAGUAAAACUGCCUCGUUAAUAAAUCCAGUCACCCUGACGACACUGUUAUCCGGCUUCACAUGUCAGAGACGGAAAAUUGAAAUGCGCGCGAUGAAGAUAUUAUGUUUUCAAACCAGGAAAAUUUUGGCAUUCAUCGAUGAUGGGAGUUAUUUGUUCUCUCGUCUCUUGUCUUUCUUCUAGCUAUGCAAAUCCACUGAGUUGUUAACAUCGAUAGUCACCCAAUAAGGAUAAAAUUUACGAAUAUUAUAUUUGCUUUUUUUUUCUGACAAAAAGCUGUAUAAUUUAGCUCAAAGAAGAAUGUCAAUUCCAGUUGUCAGACUAUAAUCAGUCUUAGCUAUACUCUGUAAGAAAUUUGGAGAAAAACUUGGUGGUAUAGCGGAAAUUUAAUCAGUUUGCAACUAUGAGUUAAAGAGACAGCUCAUCUUUUCAUUUAAAUAAUAUUUUAUUCGUUGCGACAGCUGUGUAAAUGGGUGCUGUAAGAAGAUGUGUUUUUUUUGGUUUGCAACUCAUCCUUUAUCGCUGAAAAAUACAACGAGUUGGAGAGGCAGUGAAAGAAAUUCAAAGACCCUAGAGUCAUUAUCCUAGUUCCGAAAAAAGAAGAAAAAAGAAAUCAAUUAAAACACCCCAACAUGUCAUAUAAGUUCAACUAUAUCCUUUACCUAAUCAAAGAAUACCUAUGGCCAACUCGUGCAUAAAGUACUUGAUCUAGAGAUGAAACAUGAUUGGCAACUUGUAAUUAUUGGUCUUGCAGCAAUACAAGGUUGCUCUUAUUUCAGAGGCAUAGGUUCUCGAAAAAAAAAGGAGAGAUCUACAAUUAUGGUAAACAUCCAACUCCGCAGAAUAAUUAACGUAUAUAUAACCCGUGAAAACAGCAAAAAAAAUAGUGUUCUGCGUUUAUCGAAUUUCCGUUUGCAAAAUUCUUCAAAUUUAGCCGUUGAAAUCCAAAUCUUUCUAAGUCUGCACAAGCCAAAUUCCACUCUUUCCCAAUUCUAUGUACGCAUGUCACGUUUCGCCUCACAGUAGCUCAAUAUGUAUUUGCAUUAUAACGCAAUGAUCCUUAUUUACACGGUUUUCUCCAGCUUUUAUCUGAUAAGUUUUCUGCCUCGGAACGAAAAUACCCCAGAAUACACUUCAUGUGACGGCUAGUUCUUGCGACUGAGUGAAAUUAAAGAUAUGCGGAAAUUAAUUCUACGGGUUUUCUUUUGAUAGAAAAGCAUAGGAUUAUUUUCGUCCGCUUCAUAUCGAUCCAGCCGCCAUUGUUUACCUUAGGUAAAAAUCGAUUAAGAUUUUACGCCUUCCUAUUGGCUAGCUUUGCAAGUUAUUGCUCACGCAAUGAAAAAGAAACCCGGCCGGAUAUUUACCGUGGUAUGCCACAGACAUCCCUCAGAACGAUAGUUAACGAUUAUUGCAUUGAGUCACGAGUGAGGUUGCCGUUGCUACGUUUGUUGAAACACUAGCUGAAGUGAGACAAGGGAUUUAACCAUUACUGGGUAUGAGACCUGUAAGAGAGUGCAAUCCGUGACUUGUGUUGCUUCCUCACUGGGAAAUCAAUUCUUGUUUUUGUUGAAAUCUAUAAACAUUCUAAUAGCCAUUACAGCCGCUUUAGGAAAUGCUAUGGUCUUAGUUGCUCCAUGGAAGAUUUCUUAG